Molecule: messenger RNA, 2637 nt
Organism: Prorocentrum cordatum
Lineage: Eukaryota; Dinophyceae; Prorocentrales; Prorocentraceae
Source: the annotation of a GenBank genome assembly
GAGAGCGAGGCAGAGAAGGGCGAGGGCGCGGGCGGAGCCGAGGACGAGGAGGCGUCCACCGCCGCCGGGGCCGAGGAGGCCGCCGAGGCCCGCGAGGGCAGCGCAGGAGAGGGCUGCAGCGAGGGCCGCGACCGCCUCUCGGAGGAGGGGCAGGGCGAGCAGAGGGCGGAGGAGCUGCCGCAGGAGGCGCCCGCCACCGCCGGGGCCGAGAAGGCUCCGACGAGCACGCCGGGGGCCAGCAGCGAGGGCAGCUGCGCGGAGCAGGAGGAGGAGCAGGGCGAGCAGAGGGCGGAGGAGCUGCCGCAGGAGGCGCCCGCCACCGCCGGGGCCGAGAAAGCUCCGACGAGCACGCCGGGGGCCAGCAGCGAGGGCAGCUGCGCGGAGCAGGUCUCGGGCGGCGUCCUGGGCGCGUUCUUCAGGCCCAAGGGCAAGAGGAGGCCCGGCCAGCCGAAGCCGCGCGGGGCCUCCGAGCCGGAGGCCGGCGGCCCGGAGGAGCCGGCGGAGGCCGCGGCCCCCGCGGCCCCCUCGGGCGCCGGCUUCGCCGCCACCCGCGACGGGCUGCUCCGCUGGCGUGCCGCCGCGGCUGCGGAGGGGGCGCCCCCAGCGGAGCUGGCCGGGCAAAUCAGGAUCAACUGGUGCUGGCUGAGCAGGGCUUCCAAUGAGGCCGAUAGCACGCCUUGUUCCCAGGAGCAGGCGCCCGCGGCGGGCGAGGCUGCCCUGGAGGCCGCGGCGUCGAGCGGCGCGGCCCUCUUGGCCAGGCUCGAGGAGGGCGCCUUCGGGGCGGCCCCGUCCCCUCACGCCUCCGCGCCCUCGGCGCCGCCCGCGAGGGCCCCUGGCGCCGUCUCCGACGCGGCCCGCCCGCGGCGCGAGCGGCAGGCGGAGGAGCACGCGGCCGGCAGCGCCUCCGAGCCCAGGAGCCGCCGGCGCAGCAGGAGGCAGGCGGCGGAGCCGCGGGAGCUGCGGCGCACCAUGGUCAGGCCCGGGCCGGCCACGGUCCUGGAGCCCAGGAACCCGUCGUGGUCCUCGGCCCCCGCCACCGCGGGCGCUGGCGACGCCGGCGGGCCGCCGUCGGGCGCACCAGGGGCGGGCGCCGCGGCGGCGGCGGCCGCGGCCGCGGAGGCCACGGUGGCGCGGUCGGGCGCCGCCCAGGGCGCGGUCGCGUCGGCGAAGCAGCCGGCCGCGAUCACCAGCGUGUGCUUGGUCUGCCUCCGCGGCUGCACGUCCGAGGCCAGGCUCAGGGGGCACGAGGAGCUUUCGGAGCUCCACCGGCGGAGCGUGGCGAGGCUGCGCGAGGGCAGCGUGGCGCGGCCGGAGGUGGUCUCUGGCACGCGCGGGCCGCCACUGCGGCGCGGGCCCCCGGUGAGGGACGCAAUCCUCGGCGAGAAGGACAACAACGGGUGCACCGCCGCCCACUGGGCCGCCUACAAGGGCGACCUGCGUGGCCUGCAGCUCCUGGACUACUUCGGGGCAGACCUCCAGGCUACGGACAAGAUGGAGAUGACGCCGCUGCACCGUGCAACCUGUGCGUCGCAGUCCUCCGUGGUCGAGUUCCUCGUCGAGAAGCGGUGCGAUAUCGGCCAGCGCAACGGGGAGCAGAAGUCCUGCAUGGACAUCGCGGCGGACAAGCAGGACGUGGUCCUGCAGGCGGUGUUCAAGAGGCUGAUGAAAAAACCAUCUGCCUCAACAGGCAAGGCCGCCGCGGAUGUGGAGCAGGGCGGGGGCGCCAACACUGAGGGAGAGACGCAGAAGACGGGACUCAUCCAGACGAUCAUGAAGGACAAGGCAGCCCACAAGAUGUUCCCCGUCUUCUGGCUGGUGUGCGUGUCCAUGGCCACGUUCGAGUACCUCAUGGACUUGAGGCUGACGAGCUACGAGGUGGCGCCGACCGCCUCGCUGCUCUUUGAGCUGGGCGCCCCGCUCUCGCUGGCCAUCUUCGCGGUGGUGGCCCUGAAGGACCCCGGAAGAAUCAUGGCCAGGGCCAAAGGCCAUUCGGGAGUAGAAGAGCUCAUGAAGGCACUGGACAGCAAUUCGGAGACUGUCCCCGACCUGUCGCGCCUCUGCACGACCACCUGGGUUAUGAAGGACUUGCGGACAAAGUACUGCACACAGACUGGUGCUUGCGUGAAGGAAUUCGACCACUACUGCGUGUGGCUCAACACGGCCAUCGGCAGAGGCAACCACCGAGAGUUUGUAGGUCUUGCCGUAGUGGAGUUCUGCACGCAGAUUUGCUUCAUCUACCUCUCCUGGUGCAUGGCGCUGUCGCUGGUGCCGUACACGAGCAUCGGCUCAUGGUUGAUCGGCGUCAUCGGCGGCUACCCGCUGCUCGCGCUGAUAAUCGUGAUCCAGUGCCUCACUGCGCCCUGGGUUUUGAUGCUCCUGCUCCACCAAGUCCGCCUGGUCGCCAUGAAUCUCACCACGAACGAGAUGAUGAACAUGCAUCGGUACGGCCACUUCUGGACCGUCCAGGAGCUGGCCCCCGGACGACGAACGAAGAUGUUCCGCAACCCCUUCGACAAGGGCAGCACACUCAAGAAUUGCAUGGACUUCUGGUGGCUGCGACGGCGGUCCGACCAGGCCCCGGCCUCCGCGCAGGGCGCCUGCGGGGGCUGCGCCCACGGCUGCCACAGCCACCACUGA